AGAAUAGAAUAGGUGUCAGGAAUAAGGUAAUUACACACAGGAAAUUCCAGAAUAGAAUAUAAUAGAAUAUAAUAUGUAAGUGUUAGGAAUAACACUGUUAGUAAUUACAAACAGGAAUUUCCAGAAUAGAAUAGAAUAGAAUAGAAUAGAAUAGAAUAGAUGCUGUUUUACCUUACCAGUCAACAGCAGAACCCUGAAUCAAGUUUUUUUCUAUGACCGUAGCAUCUGGUUUAUAGAUAUCUGCACAAUAUUUUUUGGUUCUCCUUGGGUAGGUCCAUGCAAACCUUUUUUUGUUCACAAAGGAUUGUCCUGAAAAGGUGAAAAGGACAUGCUGGGUUACUUCCUUGGCGAUAAUGCGGUUAACAGCUAGCUCUACUUGGCACAGUUCAGAACGGAUGGCUCAGCUAAUCGGCAUGGCUGUGAGCAGCAGGACUGGGCCAAAUCCACUGGCAGAGUCUUAUUCCUUUUCCUCAGUGAUUCAAGUCCGUCCUUUCUGACCGUGAUAUGAAUUUUGUUCAUUCACUAAAGAAUUCUGUAGACUAUCUUUAAAAAAAAAGGACUUUGACAUUUCAGGUUUGCAGUUGGAGACGUUUCAGGUAAAACUGAUCCAUUUCCUCCAAGAGGAUUAGUCUCAGGCAGAUUAUCUUGUUUACCUCUCUUAAUACUAAAGCUAUAGGGAGCAUAUGGGUGUUUGAUAACCACCUGUCUGCCUACUGAGGGGACAUCAGAUGGGCAGUCACAGGCAUAGAGGAAGAAGACUGGAAUGAUUGGGCUGGAUGUCUAUCUAUAUCCAGAUGGUCUUAGGGUUGCUACACCAGAAGAUAUAGAGAGGUGGGAAUCAGAGAGGGAAAUGUAUGAGCCGGAUGUACGCCUCUUUGUGGCUCUGUUCUCAUACAACCCUGCAUUGAUGUCACCAAACCCUGAAACAAUGGAGGAGGAACUGCCUUUUGAACAAGGACAGAUCAUUAAAGUAUAUGGAGAUAAAGAUGCUGACGGUUUCUACAGUGGGGAGACUGGUGGUCGCUUUGGUUUUGUGCCAAGCAACAUGGUAUCUGAGAUUCCUGUGGAAGACGGAGAGCUUAAACUUCAUCUGUUCCAGCAGGGGUUUUUACCAGAGGAGACGCCUUCUAUAGCACCCAGUGAAACUUCUAGUGUGCCGGAUGGUGCGAAGGUCCACAGGAUGGUGGCCAUUUUUGAUUAUGACCCUUGGGAAAGUUCUCCAAACAUGGACAUUGAGGAUGAGCUUCCCUUUCGUGCAGGAGACAUUAUAUAUGUUUUUGGGGAAAUGGACAGUGAUGGAUUUUAUUAUGGGGAUCUACAUGGUUAUCGAGGUCUUGUGCCAUCAAACUUCUUGCAACCACUGCCUUGGGAUUGAAUGAAAAGAUCAACCAUAAAUCAGGAACAGAAGAGUGACCUCAGAUUGAUUCUAACCCACUUUACUGAAUUCAGCUCCAGUAUUGCUUUUUGUUUUUCUGUUCAUUUUUUACCAUAUAAAGUGUCUUUUUUCCUAUAAUGUACAGUACAUGACAGUAUUGUAUGCGCCCCCUUAAUGCACUCGACCUUCCCUCUGCAUAUUCACUACCUUUAGCUCAAGUAAGUACAUUAAAAGGAAUUAAUUUCUGAAUAAUGGGAAGCAGAU
Messenger RNA from Ctenopharyngodon idella (grass carp), 1639 nucleotides. RefSeq names its product RIMS-binding protein 2-like. Lineage: Eukaryota; Metazoa; Chordata; Actinopteri; Cypriniformes; Xenocyprididae. The transcript has 5 exons. Bases 764 to 1375 code for a protein of 203 amino acids. The record is from RefSeq and is a predicted model, not a curated record. Gene Ontology annotation, biological process: neuromuscular synaptic transmission. Gene Ontology annotation, molecular function: protein binding.